Messenger RNA from Xyrauchen texanus (razorback sucker), 2372 nucleotides. It is a transcript of the gene slc35f1, whose product is annotated as solute carrier family 35 member F1. NCBI's taxonomy places the organism in Eukaryota, Metazoa, Chordata, Actinopteri, Cypriniformes, Catostomidae. Bases 250 to 1413 code for a protein of 387 amino acids. Gene Ontology annotation, biological process: transmembrane transport. The record is from RefSeq and is a predicted model, not a curated record. Gene Ontology annotation, cellular component: membrane. The transcript has 8 exons. Gene Ontology annotation, molecular function: transmembrane transporter activity.
GCUUUCAGAAAAUGCUCGCCGAAACACCGGGGAACCUCUACUCACAAACCACUCAAGGAAACAGGUGCAUGAUCGUGCGCGAAUCUGUAACAUCCAGCGACCUAUAGGACCCUCCAGCAUCUCUCCUGCAUCACUCACUGGAGAUAUAUACACCUGUUUACACUCACCUGCAGGAUGGAAAGCUGAAGCUGUCGGAAUAACCAAAGAAUGAUCACUGCUUACUGAAAGCUUUAGUUUCCAGCUUUAGACAUGAUUCCCGCGCAUCAGAACCAUGUUGUCACCACUAUUGAGACUAUUCCAUCAGAGACAGUCACAGCAUCACCAUCUGUGUUUGAGAGGAUGAAGAAAGUGUUUACCAGGGAACUCCUGCUGACUCUGGCCCUGGGUCAGGUCUUAUCGCUGCUCAUCUGUGGAAUCGGUUUGACCAGCAAAUACUUGGCGGAUGAUUACCAUGCCAACACCCCAGUGUUCCAGAGCUUUCUCAACUACAUCUUACUAUUCCUCGUCUACACCACCACACUUGCAGUCAGACAAGGAGAGGAGAAUCUACUGGCAAUUUUGAAGAGAAGAUGGUGGAAGUACAUGAUUCUGGGUCUAAUUGAUAUAGAGGCAAACUACCUGGUCAUCAAAGCCUACCAGUACACCACACUGACCAGCGUUCAGUUGCUGGACUGCUUCGUGAUCCCAGUGGUGCUGCUGCUGUCAUGGUUCUUCCUGUUAGUCAGGUAUAAAGUGCUGCACUUUGUCGGCGUGGGUGUAUGUCUUGUGGGCAUGGGCUGUAUGGUGGGAGCAGAUGUCCUGGUGGGCCGACAGCAAGGCCUCGGAGAUCAUAAACUGUUGGGGGAUCUGUUGGUUCUUGCGGGGGCGACGCUUUAUGGCAUCUCAAAUGUAUGUGAAGAAUUCAUCGUAAAGAACAUGAGCCGGGCCGAAUUUCUGGGCAUGAUGGGUCUGUUUGGCUCCUUCUUCAGUGGGAUCCAGCUGGCGAUUAUGGAGCACAAGGAGCUUCUGAAGGUGCAGUGGGAUUGGCAGAUAGGUCUUCUGUACAUUGGAUUCAGUGCUUGCAUGUUUGGUCUGUACAGCUUCAUGCCUGUGGUAAUCAAAAGAACCAGCGCUACAGCGGUGAACCUCUCCCUACUGACAGCCGACCUCUACAGCCUCUUCUGUGGUUUAUUCCUAUUUCAGUACAAGUUUUCAGGGCUUUACCUACUGUCCUUUUUCAUCAUCAUACUGGGACUGAUUCUCUAUUCCUCUUCCUCUACCUACGUGGCACAGGAUCCUCGUGUUUACAAACAGUUCCGCAACACAGGAAAUGCUAUUACAGACACGCCUACUGUGGGACACCUGGAACCCUCAGUGACCUAUACGAGUCUGGGUCAAGAAAUAGAGGAGGAGCCUCGUAUACGAGUAGCUUGAGGGGGCGGGGCAUAACUAAACCUAUUAUCCACUGCCCGGUCCACAGUCUGUAGAAUUAUAACGAUCACUGAAUGAUGUAAUCAACCACGUAGCAAACCAGUACACUGUGAUCACAAACUGUGAAUAGGUAGCAGUGAUUUCUGUAUAUCUGAGUUUUCAGAUCCAACAUGAAUAGAGAUAUUUCACCUCAUUGCCCCUCCCCCAUUCUUUUAAAUGUUUAGAAGGAUUCGUGCUAAUUGUUUUUGGCCAAAUGCUCAAUUGUAAAUGCUUAAUUUUAUUAUGAGCUCAAAGGGUUCAUUGUAUUUGAGAGUUUGUCAUGAAUUGCCUCACUACUGUUUCACGUAUAUUUUAUGUCUUUUGAGUUUUAAGUGAAAUCUGUUUGACGACAUCUCUGGAAUACUGCAUUCUGAGUUUUAAAAUGCUGAUUUGAGCCAGUGCCUUGCCAUGUUAUAUUAUUGUGGGUUACAAAACAAUCAUGACUUUCACAAUAGUGUUAUCAGUAUUGGGCAUCAUGUCAUGAUCACAUAAUGUAUUAUCUGCUCAAUUACAAAUAUUUUCAUCAGAUACAAAUAUAAAAAGUGGGAUUUUCUGCUUUUCUUUUUUUUUUUUCAUUUUCAGCUGUAAUACCAUAUUCAGUUUUUUAUAUUUGUCAUAUUGUUUUAAUGUUGCCAUGAAAAGGGUACAUUCAUUUGUAUUAAAUAUAAAAGGUUUGUGUAAUAGCAAUUCAUUGUAAACUUGUAAACAAUUUUACUGCACUCGUACAUUUAUUUUAUAAACUGAUCAAUUAUUGCGGUAGGUCAUCACCUUAUUUGGAUAAAAUCCAGUAUACCUGUGUACAUUUGUGCUGAACAGAAAUCUGAAUAUUGUUGUUUGUUUUUUUUCAUUCUUAAGUUGCCAUUUAAAUAUUGAAAAUUCUUAAUGUGUCUGACUUGCUUAAAAUAAAGUACAUUUGUCUUAAA